Molecule: messenger RNA, 1362 nt
Organism: Entrophospora sp. SA101
Lineage: Eukaryota; Fungi; Glomeromycota; Glomeromycetes; Entrophosporales; Entrophosporaceae
Source: the annotation of a GenBank genome assembly
AUGGUUUCUUUUAUCCCUGACAUUGCUAUUAUGGCUAUACCUGCUUUAAUCAAGAUCAUACAUAAUCCUUUAAUAAGAGCGUUAGUCAUAAGAGCGAUGGGUUAUGUAAGUGUUGAAAUGGUGGCGGUAGAUGCAUUAGUUGAUUCAUCAAGACAUUCUUUACGAGAUCAGAAACAUGGAGUCCCGGAAAUAUGUUGCAUAUGCCUUGAAGGUGCAACUACCGGACAAAAUAUGUUAAUACAAUGCAGUCAAGAAGAUUGUGAAGUAGUUUGUCAUCAAGAAUGCUACGGUAUCACUAAUUUUUCUAGUGAAGGCGAUCCUUGGUAUUGUGAUAAAUGCCUUGCAACAUCGUCUGAAGUGGUAGCAUGUAUCUUAUGUCCAAAGAGGACCGGCGCAUUCCGCCGAUUAAAAGAAGAAGAAGGAUUUGAAACAAAUGGCUGGGUGCAUCUAGUUUGCGCAUUGUGGAUGCCUGGUAUGUUGAUUGAAAAUCCUCAGAAAUUAACCGAGGUUAAAAUCGACAGUGUGAAUGAGUUGAAUUGGAAAAAGAAAUGUUGCAUUUGCCCAAAAGAAGUUUCCAAUCAAGGUGCAACAGUUUGUUGUGACUUUUCUGGUUGUCAAAAUUGGAUCCACAUAACAUGUGCUCACGAUUAUAACCUUUUGGAAUUGAAGAAUAAUCCUGAAAUGGUUGAUCCAUAUUUUGUUUACUGCAAAGGACAUUUUUCGCAAGCCAAUGCUCGUCUUAAUGAAUGGGUAAAAUGGGUUCGGGAGCACCAAACGGUUAUAAAGAAAGCUAGAACCAAAGAUCAGGCUGGAGGUACAGCAGAUUUAAGAAACAUUUUUGAAAGUAGUUAUACCGAAUAUCAAAAACACAGAGAAAACAGCAUAAUCAAAAUCAGAAAAAAUAUAGCACAACAAUACUCAAAAAUUAAUAGCGAUAGAAAGAAAUUACAAAGAGCAAAGGAACUAAAUGAAACAUUCCAAGAAAUGAGAAAUGUCGCAGAAGCUGAGGCAGUCGAAUUGUUUAAUUAUUUAAACCAACUAAAACAUCAGAAUGCUGAUUUCAAUGUUGUCGAAGAAAAUGCAACCAAUAGUAACGAUAGUGGUUACGUUGCCUUUAAUUAUAAGGAAGUAGAUAAACAAAUAAAAACUGGAGAAAUGGAACAAUCAAUGGAUGAAAUUCGAGCUGCAAUAAAUAGUGUACCAAGUUCAGUAUCAGAUUGGAAUAAAGAAAUGGUAGACAGAGCAAAAAAAAUUAACGUUAAACUUUUGGAUUCCAAAAACAUUGAAUCAUUAGGAUUAUUAAAUGUACAAAAGGCUCUCCUUCAAAGAGAAUACGCACAAAAAUUAAAGAGAGAGAGUUAG